AUGCCCUCUCCAUCCUUCACCAAACAUAUUUCACAAUUCAGCAGUCCAGAGCAUUGUGUCGUGACGGCAAGGGACGACGAGGAUUGUAACAGCCGGAGUUCCAGUCGGGAGAUAUGGGCCGAGGACUACUACGGCGCUGAGACUGCGGAAGAGAACAAGGACACGGCGUCUGCACAAAACCAGCAUCUGCACGAUUCGACUCCUGCCUACCCACCUGCUUCCUUCCAAUUUCCUUCUCCCCCAACGCAUCUCGGAGUGAAUUCCAGAACAUACAGGACGCACAAGAGAUCACUGACGGAUCUGCUACCUGCCGCCUUUUCGAGGAGCCCAGAGAGGAAAGGAGCGAUCAAGCUCGAUAUCGAGGGAGAAAUCAUGGCGAAUUUCACGGGCGGCAAGGAGGGCAUGAGCAAGGUCGCGGAUCAAGGCCGUGGAGGACUGAGCUCAUGGUUCUCGGGGUCUUCGGCCAUGGAAUCCGACCUUCCGUCACCUCCCUCUCUCUCGAGCAGCCCUACACGAAAUACACCCAAAAUCGGAAUCAAACCUUUGGGAAGGAAAAACACCAUUGGAGGCGGCAUGUUUAACUUUUUCACCGCCAGAUCGCCUACCAAACAGCAACAUACGGUGCAGAUGCCCGCUGCGCUCAACGACGACGAAUUCCUCACUCUCAAUGUCACAACAGCUCUCUUUCCAGGAGGGGAACCCAAUGCCAAUGAUCCCUUCUCCCCAGCGGCUUUCAAAAACUUGUUGAUGAAUGCAGAAGGACUAUUGCUGAAGCUACAAACGGCGUAUAAGCUGCGCACCAUCUCCCUCCACGAACUUUCUGUCGAGAAAUCUGCUAUGAGCGAAGAAAUGGCGGAAGCGGAGACGAGAGCCCGCAGCUUGAAGAGCCAGCUGGAGGAUAUGGCACACCAGGUCUCGUUAAAAGACUCUGCCAUCCGCGAACUUGCUACCGAGCUUGCUGCGGAGAAGCAGGCACACGCGGAGGAGAAAGCCGCCAGGCAUGUUGCUGGGAGGAGGGGGAAACAUCUCAGCCUCGACUCGACAGGCGAAGACCUGGGUAUCUGUCGCCGAACACGCAACCGACGCAGUGAAGGGGAGAGUAGUCUUGAAGGCGAAGGGGAAAGUGAUGCCGAGUCUGCGAAUUCGGUCUUCUCUCGAAGCCGCAGUCCUACACUUACCAUGUCCUCUGUUUCGGUGGUCGAUACCUCGUCGAGUACGCCGGAGAUCAUGGAGGCCUCGGUUGCAAGGGUGGUGAUGAAUCCGGGGAGGGAGGUGGCACGGCCAGCGAUACAGAGGCCGAAAAGCGCCUUUCAGAAGGUCUAUGGUGGAAUGGGACAAUCGCCCUUGGAAGAAGUGAGAGAUCAGUCGAAGGGAAAUUUCUGGGAUGGCAUCUGGGAUGGCAUCGGCAUGGGCGAGGAGGGAUGCGUCAACUGCCGGGGGCAAGAUGCAAGCGUGGCAUGGGACGCGGUGGGCUUGAUGAGGGCGGAAAACAAGGGGCUGAAGGAAAGGGUUGAAGGGCUGGAGAGGGCGGUCGAGGGGGCAUUGGAUGCUUGCCAUGGGAUCGUAUAA
This is a messenger RNA of Drepanopeziza brunnea f. sp. 'multigermtubi' MB_m1, 1569 nucleotides long. RefSeq lists its product as uncharacterized. The record is from RefSeq and is a predicted model, not a curated record. Lineage: Eukaryota; Fungi; Ascomycota; Leotiomycetes; Helotiales; Drepanopezizaceae.